AUGAAGAUCCUCUACAUUGGCGUCCUCAAGAACGAGCAGAAGCCUGCCGUCGAGCUCUGCUCCGAGGCCGAGCUUAGCAGCUACUCCCGCUUCACCCGUACGAGUGUCGGAGAGUUCAUGACUCUGUUCAGCAAGACCGUAGCCGAGAGGACAAAACCAGGCCAGCGUCAGGAUAUUGAGGAGCAGUCCUACACCUUCCACGCCUACGGCCGCACUGAGGGCAUCGCCGGUAUCAUCAUUACCGACCACGAGUACCCCGCGCUUGUCGCCCACCAGCUGCUUUCCAAGGUCGUGGACGAGUUUCUGAACAAGUACCCGCGCAAUGUCUUCACUGCCUCGGAUGCCGCCUGCCCCAUGCCGGAGCUCAAGGAAUACAUUGUCAAGUACCAGGAUCCCCAGCAAGCCGACAGUAUCAUGAAGAUCCAGAAGGAGCUCGACGAGACUAAGAUUGUGCUGCACAAGACCAUCGAGAGCGUGCUGGAGAGAGGAGAGAAGCUUGACAGCCUGGUGGCUAAGAGCGAUGGUCUUAGCGCACAGAGCAAGAUGUUCUAUACUCAGGCGAAGAAGCAAAACUCCUGCUGCAUUGUCAUGUAA
Messenger RNA from Lasiodiplodia theobromae, 594 nucleotides. RefSeq names its product Synaptobrevin. The transcript is spliced from 5 exons. Gene Ontology annotation, cellular component: membrane; Golgi apparatus. The coding region runs from base 1 to 594 and encodes 197 amino acids. Gene Ontology annotation, biological process: endoplasmic reticulum to Golgi vesicle-mediated transport. The record is from RefSeq and is a predicted model, not a curated record. Gene Ontology annotation, molecular function: SNAP receptor activity. NCBI's taxonomy places the organism in Eukaryota, Fungi, Ascomycota, Dothideomycetes, Botryosphaeriales, Botryosphaeriaceae.